CUAUAGAAGUUUCUUGGAGAGGGGAGGAGGGCGCUUUCAGGGAGGUUUCCACCUUGGGAGCUUUUAGAGGAAGUCCUCUUUCAAUUCUCUUGUCCUGUUCCUCUGCCCUUCUUACUGCGCUUCACAGAAAAUCUUCCCACAUGCGGAAAAGGUGGGCUUGUGCAGCUAAUGGAAAGAGCCUUUUACUUGAGAUUGAGGAGAACCGAGUUCCAAUCCUGACUGCCAUUAAAUUUCUAGGUGACCAGUCAGGUAAUUCUCCUUUCUAGGCUUCAGUUUCCUCACCCAGCAAAUGGGUACAGACCCUGAAAUGUCUCCCUCUUCCUUUUCCUCCCCCUACCUCGUACCUUAAGUCCACCCCCCUACCCCCCACCCCCAGCGCGUUUCUGUUUCCUACCAGGCCGCUAUUUUGUGCAGAUGGAAACGUGUUUGUUUCCAGUUCCCCUAGCUGCUACGAACCUUCCCGGCCCCCAGAGCUCUGCUUCCCUCCUGUGACAGCUCUCUGCUCUCCUAGCCCCUAUUUUCUGCGACCAUCCCCUUCCGCCCUAGGCCCCUCUGUCUAUGCUAGCGCUUCCCCGUCUUCACUCUCUUUCCGUAGACCCCUUCUCGUUCUAGCCCACUCCUCCAGGCCGGGUCCUAACCCUUCCCCGGAGACACUGCGGCCCCACUCCCCCGAUCUCCUCCCGAGGACCCGCCUUGGGGGAGGAGCCGAGGAGGCGGGAGCUGAGGCUCAGUCUCCCGAGCCGGCUUCUGAGGGCGGCAGCAGUAGCAGCCACCGCCACCGCCGCGGUGGGAAGAGGGACCCACAGGCACGGAGGGCCAAGGGGCCGCCCCGGGGGCCGGACGGAUCCUGGACCGGUUGCAGCCGCUGCCGCCCCGAUCCGGGCUCCUGAACGUGGGCUCCCACCAUGUUACAGAGGACCAGCAGGAGGAUCCUUUCUCCCCAAGCUCGUGGGAUACCACCAUGUUAGCCCUGCAGAGCCCAGGGGCCACAGAGCUCUGUUCGGUAGGGGGAGACAUGAUGGCUAAUCACGUAGACCUCUUGACUGAGCUUCAACUGCUGGAGAAGGUACCCACCUUGGAGAGGCUGAGGGCAGCCCAGAAACGCCGAGCCCAGCAGCUGAAGAAAUGGGCCCAGUAUGAGAAAGAGCUGCAGCAUCGCAAACGGAAACACGAGAAGAAGAGGAGUGCUACCAGUCGUAAGAAAGUGUCCUUCGAGGCCAGUGUGGCAUUACUUGAAGCUUCUUUAAGGAAUGAUGCUGAGGAAGUGCGCUACUUUCUGAAGAGCAAGAUAAGUCCUGACCUAUGCAACGAGGAUGGACUCACUGCACUGCAUCAGUGCUGCAUAGACAACUUUGAGGAGAUAGUCAAGCUUCUGCUGAGCCAUGGGGCCAAUGUGAAUUCCAAGGACAACGAGCUGUGGACCCCCCUGCAUGCUGCUGCCACCUGUGGCCACAUCAACCUGGUCAAAAUCCUCAUUCAGUAUGGCGCAGAUUUGCUUGCAGUCAACUCAGAUGGAAACAUGCCCUAUGACCUCUGUGAAGACGAACCAACCCUUGAUGUGAUUGAGACUUGCAUGGCAUAUCAGGGCAUCACUCAAGAGAAAAUCAAUGAGAUGCGGGCAGCUCCUGAACAACAAAUGAUCACUGACAUCCACUGUAUGAUUGCGGCAGGUCAGGACCUGGACUGGACUGAUGCUCAGGGAGCCACACUGCUGCACAUUGCUGGGGCCAAUGGAUUCCUUCAUGCAGCAGAGCUCCUUCUUGACCAAGGAGUACGAGUGGACGUCAAGGACUGGGAUGGCUGGGAGCCUCUCCAUGCUGCUGCUUUCUGGGGCCAGAUGCAGAUGGCAGAGCUGUUGGUGUCUCAUGGAGCCAGUCUCAGUGCUCGGACAUCCAUGGAUGAGAUGCCAAUAGACCUCUGUGAGGAAGAGGAGUUCAAGGUGUUGCUGCUGGAGCUGAAGCACAAGCACGACGUGAUCAUGAAGUCUCAGCUGAGGCACAAGUCCUCCCUGAGUCGGCGAACGUCCAGUGCAGGGAGUCGAGGGAAGGUGGUAAGACGGGCGAGCCUCUCGGAUAGGACCAACUUGUACCGGAAGGAGUAUGAGGAAGAGGCCAUUGUGUGGCAGCAGAGGGCCUCCGCUGCUGAGGAGCAGAGAAACUCCAUCUACAGCGGGGAUGUCAGAGAGACCCGUUCGGAUCAAGAGAACAAGGACCCGAACACCAUGCUGGAAAAGCCACUGCUUCUUUCUGAAUUUAUGACCAAAAGCACACUGGGGAACACAGACCUGCCCAUGCAGAAUGGCCUCCGGGGUCCAGUCAGCCCUUACCCAUACUCUUUGUCUAAUGGGGACAUGCCCAUCCAGAAUGGACUCCGGGCUCCGGCCACCACCCACCAAUACUCUCUAGCCAAUGGCGACAUCUGGAAGGUGCACGAGGUCCCAGACUACAGCCUGAGUGCAUCUCUGCCCUAUGGCAGCCCUGGCCUCCGGGACAUGCCGCAGCCCUGGAAUGUAUACAAAGAAUCCAGCCACCAGACGCUGUCAGAGCUGAAGCGGCAGAGGGCAGCGGCCAAGCUCCUCAGCCACCCCUUUCUGAACCCCCACCUAGGUGGUGGGGUGGCAGGGGUGGGGGAGGGCAGCAGUGAGAGCAAGACCCCCCUGAUCGGAACAAGAACUUCUCCUUACAGUGCCAAUGGGACUUCUGUAUAUUACACGGUGGCCAGUGGGGACCCCCCUCUCCUAAAGUUCAAGGCUCCAAUGGAGGAGAUGGAGGAGAAAGUCCGGGGCUGUUGCCGGAUUUCUUAGUCCUGCUGCAGCCGUGCCCCUGGACCCAGGAGGGAGAAGGACCUGGUCAUGGUCAAGGCACUGGGCAUUCCUGAGCCUGACCUGGGAUGAGUACCCAAGGGGCAGCCACGUGGGAUGGAAAGCAGAUAGAACGAGGUGGAUUCUCCUUUUCCUGAGAGGAAGAUUUUUCCACAGUUGUCCUCAAUCCUGGUCACUCUGAACUGCCCACCCCUGAGGGCUUACCUUGGACUGACUGCCCUUAUCACCAUUCUGCAAUGAAGAGUCCCAGUUAUUAGCCUCAGAUGAGUGACUGCCAGAUGUCUGACAUGUGGCAUGAGGAAUCCUGUGGAGCACCUGCCUGUCCUAGUGUCGGAACGCCUACACAUCUCACUCGUGCAUACACACACACACAUGCACAAACCAUUUGUGCUCCCCUUUGUGCCAAAGACCAAGGUGGGUGGCUGUAAACAGGAAGGAGCAUGUCCAGCUGGGCCCUGGGAAUGUAGCUGCUCACUUUCAUCUGUGAGUAACCGGUGCUGCCCCGGGAUGCGAGCGGGACAGCCACAGAUGGUUCAAGGUGGGAGCUGCUUUCCAAACCGCAGCUCGAGACGUGGCAGGAGAGAGGUCCAACUCCAGACGGAGGCAAGGCCCUACCUAUGGAUGAGUCCACGGUUACGUUCAGCGGCGGUGACUGAGGGUGUUCGUGUCUCGUGGGGUGUCCCUAGGAAUACCCCUUAAUAAAAUCAAAGCAACCACCCUGAGCCAUCUUGGAAGUUGAGGACUAAUAGCCACCUAAUCCAGCACCACGCCCACAGUAGAUGCUUGGUGUUUGUUGAGCGACUAGAUGAAUGGCCAGGUUUCAUAACCAUGGUCAGGGUCUGCUGGCAGUAGGGGCUCUUUUCUGUGUAUUGUUCCAAGGCAGGUAAAAAUCCAUGAGGGUGAGAUAACAGAAACUGCCCAGAGAAGGUCCCCUGUUAAUUCCAUUAAGACUGGUACUGGCCCCCUGAGAGUCUAAUGUCAGAGAUACUAAACUAGGUUGUUCCAAUCUCAUUAGGUCUUUUAAACUUCCCAUUGAAUUUUGCUAGUUAGAGCUACAAAGUCAACAUUUUAAAAGAAAGAAAAUCUUUGGAGACUAUUAAAAACCGAGGGGAAAUUAUAUUUGUCUCCAGUCAGGGACAGCUCAUAUUGCUCCUGUCUGCCAAGGGCUGGGUACGGUAUUAGAAAAAGGCACAGUUGUGUAAGGUUUUGCAUUUGGGAUUUGUAUUUGGAGGACCUUGAAUCUUGGCUCUAUUACCCGUGUAACCGUAGACAAGUUGGUGAAAUUCUCUGGACUUGUUUCCUCAUCUAUAAAAUGAAUGGGAUAAACUAGACAAUCUCCAAGAUUCCUUCCAGCUCUUGAUACUUGGAUCUCAGGAAACUCGGGGACCAAUUUUUGGUUACUGAGUUCUCUGCCUCACCACACUCCGGCCUAGGGAAAUAGGAGCUUAUGUUGCCAAUUUAUUUUUAAAAAAUCACUGUAGGAGUGAGAUUCAGUUUAAAGCACCCAACUAACCCCUUUAGUUUUUUAAAAGGACAAAUAUUGAUGUCCCCAGCCCUUCGGGUGCUGGUAACAAAAAUGGGGUCCCUGGUUGGGGUAAAUGGUCAAUACAAGACUCUGAAAUGCUUUACUUUGGGGCCCAUGCAUUCUGGGGACAGAGCUUCCUUCCUAGGGAACCAUAAGCAUGGGAUAUGGAGGGUGUUGGGGAGACACAGACACUCACUGUUCUGCACGGAUGGAGUCUCUGGCAGGACUGAUGGUAUUCAUCCCAGUAGAAAAGUGUUUGGCUCUCAUUGAAGGUGGCAGGAGGUGGGUAGGAGGCAAGUGUGGUGCAUAUGACUGACAAGGCCAUUUAUUCAGUGGCUCUUCAGGAAGUACAGCAUGCAGGAAGGCAACAAGGGACUUACCUAGUUGCAGAGCUGGAGUUGCUAGGUUGCCUGUGUCCCAAAGGAAUCUGGGCUUCAAAAAUGGAGGGAAAUCACCCCAACAUCAUUUCCACAAUCCAUCCAGUCCAUACUUCUUUCUCUUGAUUAUUCUCCCUGAUGUGAGGGUCAGCUAUGCCUCUGUUUGUAUAGGCAAUCUCAGUCAACCCUUGGGGGUUAGGAGACAAGGACUUUUACAAGGUUCCUUUCUACUCUGUAAGCAGGAAAGACUUAUUUAUCCUAAAACUACCUCUUUUUAGCUCUGUGGAGGUGUCCAAGUCCUAGUUUCCAGGGUUUGAGGAACAAGUACCUUUAUCCCUUUAUAGCUUCCCCUUUCCAUAAGUGAGAGUGAUAUAAAGGUGGAAUGUGGUAGGGUUCCCAUUACUAGAGGUGUUCAAACAGGGGACACAGAACAACUUGUUGGAGAUGUCGUAGAGUGGAUUCCUCAUUAGACUCAGGUUGGGCCUCAGGUCCUCUAAGAGUCCUUCCGGAUUUAAGAUACCAUCAUUUCCUGAGUCAGUGAACAAAUUUCUCUGCAAGCCAAUGCACUAGCGUUUUACUAAAGAUCAGUUCCAGGCCAUGGGGUAGUGGCAGUGCAGGGGCUGAGGCUAGUGGGCUAAGCUGUUUGGGUGUCUAACCCACAGACUAACAUCAAUAUGGCGAGUCUUCUGGAACAGAGGCCCGCCAGGCUGCCUAAAGAGGAGCUAACUGUUCCAGGUGAGGGAAAAAAAACCAAGCAGGUCAAAAUUUCAAGCUGAUUAGCCCUGCCAUCUGCAAUGAAUGGCUGCUUCACAUUCAGCCUGGCAAAGAUGGGGAGUCCUGUGCUCCGGGGAAAAAAAAGGAAGAGAAAGAAGCUGUUCCAGAGGUGUAUAAGCAUGUGUGCAAGUAUGCCAACACAUCCCUAUAUGCAGCCUGGACAUGAAACAGCGAGGCCCAGAGGCUUUGCAUUGUGUUUUCUGUGUUAACAGCCCUUAGCCAUCAUGAUUUAGCUGGCCCUUACAACCCAGACUACUCCAGAAGCCGAGACCGUGUCUUCAGGAACCUGAGGCAGAGACACAAAGGUGGAGGUAGAAGUCAGGGGCUGGCAAAAGCCUUUCAGCAAGUCAGAGCUGGAUAGGGAGAACUCGGGGUUUCUGACAACUUGCUACUCCAGGGAGGUGGGUAGCACCCUGACCCCAAAGAGACUAGCUUGGAGUGGGCAUCUCAAAGAAAGACGAGGCAGAGGCGAUAGCCACAGCUAUCCCACAAGUUGGGAUUCAUCAGUUUUACCUUUGUGGUUUGUGGUUUAGAACAGACGGGGCAGAGUGGCAUUAAUUUAAGUAUCCAGGUGGCCAGAGGAAAGGGAUUAACCCAAAAUCGAUGGCUUCAUGAUACUAUUCAUUGCAGACUAGUCUUGAAGAAUGGACAGAUGGCCUCGAUCCAGACUGACCUCCAUGCUGGGUGAGAAGGCGGCAAAAUGUAUAGUAGCAGAGAGACAGGAGUUAACCCUAUCUGACCUCUAUUUGUAGCUGCCAGGGAUGAUUUUAGUCCUGAAUGUGUAGGGUCUCUAAGGCAUAGCUAUCCUAUGUGUCCACUUCUAGACUCCCUGGUCUGAGACUAGUCCAGUGCCUCUCAUGUAAGAUGUCCCUGGGUGUGCAGUGGAGGCUCUCCAAGGGUCUCCUUGGCCCCCACUCUCCAGGGGGACUUGCAGAAGUGCCUGUCCUUUGAUAGGAAAGAGGCUAUGGCUGAAUCUUAAGUUGGGGAGCACAGGAAAGGUUCUGCCAGACUGUGGGGUGGAGAGAACAAUGACCUUACCUCCUACAUCUACUUCUGGGCAGCUAUUAUGGGCCCUUCUCCAGUGUGCCCUUGCCAUGGGACAACACUAAUUCCCUGAAGAGGAAGAGCUCUGAACCCUAUCCUUUCCAUCAGGGAUUAAGGACCUCCUUCUUUCAAGGGCAUUAGUAGAGGAAGUGUCCCUGUCCAGCUUCUGGUAUAAGUGUGUCAGGAAGGAGGGGGAUGUGAUGCUAGCAAAAAGCCAGGUGAGUCAAAGGACCCCCAAGCCUAGUUUUUUCUUGUGCCUAAUCAAUGCAAAGUAGAAACCCUUGAACACAAUGGAGCCACUCAGAGCCCUGUUGUCUCCCUGGAAGCUGGGCAAAUCAAUACCCAGAGCCUUUGCCUAUCGGGAGAUAGGAGCCCACAGAUGGGCUCUCUGAUGAACUUCCUGUUGUAGGGCAUACAACAAAGAACACUGCUGUGCUCAAAGAGAUACCAAGCCAUGGCUGCAGGUGGAUGAGGCUUGCCUAACUUUAAAUGUGGCCUUAUUGGGAACCACCCAAUGUGUCAUCAUUUCAGUUCUGCCCCAAUUGGGAAGCCUCACAGAUUUCUGCGCUCAUUGUAUUGCUGGACUCUUCCCAAAUGGAGGACUUCUUUAUGUCGUAGCCAACCAGAGCUGCAGCCCCAGACUCACAAAUGCCUCACCUGAGUCAAUUUGGCUUUCUCUCUCUCCAUUCUCCUUUUGUUUCUCACACGUUAGAAUCAAUGUUGAGCUAGUCAACUCAAGCUUGACAAGGAAAACCAUUGCUGCCUCCUAGAGUGGGUUCGGCAUGACAGUGUCUGGAUCAGAACAGUACCUAAGAGUUCAACGAUGGCAGCCAGCUCUGGAAGGAGAUUUCCAACUUGGAGUCACAGGACCUGAUUUCGAAUCCCAUCUCUGACAUUUACUACCUGUGUGGCCUUGGGCAAGUCACUUAACCUCUCUAGGCCUCAGUUCCCUCCUCUGUAACAUGAGGCCCUUGUCCCAGAUGACCUCAAAAGCCCCUUCUAGUUCUAAAAGUAUGAUCCUAAAUUCUUGCCUACACCGUCUCUUGCUCCUGUUAACACAGAGGAUCUUUGUUUAAUAUGACUUAGCAGGAGUUUGAACAAAGGUUUCUUCAUCUUUGCCAAGGAUGCAUCUCCUGUCAUCAGAGAAAUGACUCUGCCUCCUCUCCUGGAGUAAGGAAUGGGGGGAAGGAUGGAGAAGUUGGACAGUUUACCAGAUCCUUCCAAGUUACAGCACUGGCGCCAUUAUUUACUUUGAAUUGUGAAAUCGUGAGUUCUCCCAAUACCAGAAACACCCACAUCCAACCAUAGGUGCAAAAAGAAUACCCCAAAGCCAAAAGAGAUUUAUAGAUUAUCCAUGCUGAUAUAUAUAUGAGACAAGUUGUUUCUUAUUCUCAGUUAUCUGCUAUAAAACAUUUAUAAACCAUUUGUUUUAGAGCAGAUAACUGAGAAAUAGAAACAAUCUGCCUUUCUCUAACACCCCUUAACCCAUGACAGAUGAGCUCUCAUCUGGCCAGGAGCUAGACUGAGAGAGUUUGUCAAGGUCACAGUCACAGACUACCAGCCACUAAGGCCUUGGGUUUAGUGCUGGCAGUUAUGUGAACUGUUCAUGGAGUCCUAAGUCAACUACUAAGACCUUAGAACUUAAUACUAGAUUGUGAGCUCCAUGAGGGCAGGUACCUCAUCUUAUUUAUCUUUAUAUCUAUCUCCCCCAUGCAGUGCUGGGCACAGAGUAGACACUUAAUAAGCAUUUGUUAAAUUUGAAUUUUGUUUCACUAGAAGAAAAAAAUAGUAUUGCCAAUUGGUUGACCAAAAUCAAUGGUUUUAAGCCAUAAUUUUUUAAUGUGAACCUUUUUUUCUUUUUAGUUUGCUAUGUACAAAAUUAAACUAUAUAUAUCAUUUCCAGAUUUCCCCUCCUACUAGAUUUGUUGCAGAACAUGAUGGUAUUUUUCAGAAUCGUCCAAGGAAUAUUUAUACAAGGGCUACCCCUAUAAGAUACUAGAGGGGUAUCUUAUUUAAUUUUUCAUCAUCUAUAAUCAAGCCUAUUCCUCACUCCUUUGGCAUCCAGUAAACAUCUAAGUACAAGAAUGGAGCUACUACACAAGCAGUGAAAUUAGGCCUGAUGUAGAAACCACAGAAGCCUUUCUAACAGGAGUGUGAGUGCAGAAAUGGACUCCAGGAGUACAAUAUACCUAUUAUAGAGAGGCAUAUUGAGCAGUGUUUGGCAGGGUGUGGAUAUGAGCAUCCAGGUAGAGUUGGAAGAUACCUAGCCCCCUGCAAUAAAUAAUUCACCAGGCCUGAAGCCACUGAUGUAUAUAAAACACUUAACAAAAUGUAUUUUAUUUGAAAAAAUAAUUGUAUGAACACUGUAUAUUGCAUUAGCAACUUUGUGUAAAAAAAAUUGGUAAUCAACAGAGUAAUAUAUUUAAAACAUUUUUUAAAGACAACCACCAAUCUUUGAUAUUGUAUGAAGGUGGCUUAAUGUUAUACCUUGAAGUCUAACUGGUGGUUUCUCACUAUAUGGAGACAGUGUGUCUGGUCCCCAGGGCACUGUGCAUGUCAGAUGGGGACCUGUGACAAAAGCAGCUUCUAAAAGGCAGUGUCCUUCACAGGACAUGGAUUUUUUUAAUUAAAACUAUUAAAUUUCUUUUAAUAACA
This is a messenger RNA of Monodelphis domestica (gray short-tailed opossum), 9196 nucleotides long. It is a transcript of the gene PPP1R16B, whose product is annotated as protein phosphatase 1 regulatory subunit 16B. NCBI's taxonomy places the organism in Eukaryota, Metazoa, Chordata, Mammalia, Didelphimorphia, Didelphidae. Gene Ontology annotation, molecular function: enzyme inhibitor activity; myosin phosphatase regulator activity; protein binding. Gene Ontology annotation, biological process: establishment of endothelial barrier; regulation of sprouting angiogenesis. The record is from RefSeq and is a predicted model, not a curated record. Gene Ontology annotation, cellular component: cytoplasm.